Molecule: messenger RNA, 1014 nt
Organism: Ustilaginoidea virens
Lineage: Eukaryota; Fungi; Ascomycota; Sordariomycetes; Hypocreales; Clavicipitaceae
Exons: 1
Coding region: 1-1014 (337 amino acids)
Biological process (GO): mitochondrial proton-transporting ATP synthase complex assembly
Cellular component (GO): mitochondrion
Source: RefSeq, a predicted model, not a curated record
AUGCCAGGCAUCAGAAUUCCGACCCUUCGCCAGUUGACAACGACUUGUCCCUUGACAUCGGCGCAAUGCCUCCACACCCAGCGGCGCUGGGCUCAAGUGCACGACGUCCGAUUCCUCGCGACCAGACAGCCCUCACAGGCAGUCCUCGAAAAGUACAGGGAGAAGCUCGACCGAAAAGCCCGGAAAGAAGGGCUGGGCGGCAUCGAUGCCCUCAAAUCCGCCUAUGCCGACCGCAUCGCCGCUGAGCGCAAGAAGGGUGCCAUCGAGCAUCCCAUCCCCCCAAUCCCCCAAGCACCAGACACUCCCGUCUCCCAGCCCAACCGGGGACCUGUUCCGUCGCAAAGGGAGCAGCCCUGCGCAGACGAGCCUCCAGCCUCCUCGGCUGCCGCACCUCCCGGCACGCGCGGCAAAGUAGCCGCGAUACGGUCACUGGAUGACUUGGUCGACGUCGCCAAGAUCCGCGAGCUGCCCGAGAAGGAACUGACCGCGGUCUGGCGGCUGCGCCACGCCGGUGCGCCGCAGAAGCUGUGCGCCGUCAUCCCGGCCAGCUGCUACAAGGCAAUGGAGGAGAUGGCGCGGAAGUCUCCUCGGUUCGUGCUGCCGGUUCCGCACGAGAGUCAAGGCGCCGAGAUUCACUUCCUGCAGUGGACAUUCGACGCUGCUUCCCAGACCAGCACCGUUCUUUUCACCCAGCUGGCCGAGUUCAAAGCAAGGGGGGAGUUUGCGCAACCUCAUACCACCGUCACGCAUCAUUUGGACUUGGUCCAUGACAAGGGCCUCGUCUUGAUGCAGGGGCAGACUAUGGAGGGCCGGGGUGUGUCCCCCGAGCAUGCCAGGUGGUUGGUAAUGUGCCUGCAGCGAUUCUACGGUGCCUGGGACGGCGCUGUCGCGGAAAUUGACCCUUUGAGGAAAGAACGAGCUCUUGAGCGGAGGAAGCUGGUCGAGUGGUUUGCCAACGGCGACGCGAGAUUUAGCGUGGAGAAGCUCUUGGAGGAAGCUGAGAGAAUGGGGUAA